AUGAGCAAGCCGUCGGCCAACGGACGCUGGCGCCUGACCGAUCCCUGGCUUCCCGCCCGAGGGGCCGAGAUCGCUGCGGCGAAACCGGCUGUCUGUCUUCCGCGGCGCGGCGCGGACCCCGUCGGAUCCCAGAGAAGUGCCAGGAACACAAGCUGUCGAGCGCAGCCAUCACUGCCUGAAGGAAGGCAGACAUUUCAGUCUGUGCCAACAGGGCCCCCUCCCAUGAUGCCCACAGUCAAGUGCCAGGAGCGCACCCACUGGGCUGGCGGCUGGAUGUGGUCUCUAUACGUGGUCACUUUUACAGGAAUAGCGGCAGUGUCUGGUUUGCUGGCAGCCUUCAUAGUGUGCAUUAGGCCCAUUCUGAAGUCCAUUGAUGAGGCAUGCAAGGCUACUGAAGAAGCUGCAGGGCAGCUGGAAGUGGCUGCUGAGGAACUUGAACAGGCAGCCAUCAUGUUUGAGGAGGACCUACCACCAACACUGAAGGCUCUGGAGCAAGCAAGCAGAGAAUUUGAGGACCUCGGGCAGAGACUGAACAUGUUGAGUGGUGGUUUCUCACUACGCCGCUCAGCAAAGCGGAGGCGAAAACGCCGGCCUUCCACAGGGAAAAACAACGGGGACAUUCCAAUGGAUCGUCAGGAGGAAUCUGAGCAAGCAGACGAUGGUUUGCUGGUGCCUUCAGCUAUGGGUCUGGAGGCGGAGGGCCAGGCAGCAAUGGAGGCUAUCACAAAGCAGACGAUGGGCGGCAUUUCGAAGGUUGCAUCAGAUUUAAAUCACAUGACUCGUGCACUGGUACCUGCAAUGGACGAGUGGCGCAUUCGGCUUUUGAACUCGCUCAAGGGCACUGACGUAAAAGCCCAAGGUGGAAGAGCAGCACCACGGCCAAGUGUGGCUGAGCCUGAUGGCUGGGGGAAGAGACAAGAGGCAGUCCACGGGAGUGGACCAGCUUCUCUGGAUUGGAUAUCAGGAUGGCAAGGUGAACCGGGAGAGCACGAAGAUGUUGCCAGCGCUGCGGAAGAGGGCACUGUAGAAGGUGUUCUGGAAAAUUCCGCGCAGCUGCCAGAUGCCACAGACGGGGAAGCUUCAAUGUCCACAGCAGCAGGAUCCGAAACGCCCCUACGCGCCACUGCCGAAACCGCUGACAAAGACGGCGACGACCUGCAGGACCGCAGGGAGGUCGCAAUGGAGGUGCUGGACGCGCUGCUGCGGGCAGAGCGGGCGGCGCAGGACGCCGCCACGGCGUCUGGCGACCUGCAGCAGGCGGUGCGGGCCGCCCAGGAAUCUGGCGCCUUCGAUGACGUCGACGUCGACGCCGACUUCAGCGGGGAUUCGGACGCGCUGCCCACGGUCAUGGCGGCCUCUCCGCACGACCAAGACUUUUAUGGGGACGAGGAGACGCACCCGAUGGAGAGGGGGAUGGAUGAGGACGCUGUGGACAAUUUAGAGGAGGCGCAGCCAAAGUCUGGGCAGUGA
Messenger RNA from Ostreobium quekettii, 1470 nucleotides. The record is from the annotation of a GenBank genome assembly. Lineage: Eukaryota; Viridiplantae; Chlorophyta; Ulvophyceae; Bryopsidales; Ostreobiaceae.